Molecule: messenger RNA, 1514 nt
Organism: Peromyscus leucopus (white-footed mouse)
Lineage: Eukaryota; Metazoa; Chordata; Mammalia; Rodentia; Cricetidae
Product: olfactory receptor 688
Exons: 1
Coding region: 199-1164 (321 amino acids)
Biological process (GO): G protein-coupled receptor signaling pathway
Cellular component (GO): membrane
Molecular function (GO): olfactory receptor activity; G protein-coupled receptor activity
Source: RefSeq, a predicted model, not a curated record
GAUAACCAAAACAAUCAACAUUUGUGUUCUUUUGCACUUGUCUGGAAUUUUUCUAAAAGGCUCAUUGAGAAUUUAGUAUGUUCAAAAGACCACAUUAUUGGUGAGACCUAUUCCUCUUCCUUCAGCCUAGAUAAUCAUAGUUUUUUUCUAUUUUUCCUUAAUCUACAGGCAGAUGCUGAUAACAAGACAUCCCAUGAUAUGGGUACCACCCUGCAUGCAACCAACAGCUCAGAGUUUCAAGUGUCUGAGUUCAUCCUGCUGGGAUUCCCAGGCAUUCAUGAGUGGCAACACUGGUUCUCCUUGCCCAUGGCUCUGCUUUACCUUGUAGCUCUUGGUGCUAAUCUCCUUAUCUUGAUCACCAUCUACCAUGAGCCUAGCCUGCAUCAGCCAAUGUAUCAGUUUCUUGGUAUCUUAGCUGCAGUAGAUAUUGGCCUGGCUACCACCAGCAUGCCCAAGAUCCUGGCCAUCCUGUGGUUUGAUGCCAAGGCCAUCAGCCUCCCUGAGUGUUUUGCUCAGAUCUAUGCUAUCCAUUCUUUUAUGUGCAUGGAGUCGGGCAUCUUUCUAUGCAUGGCAGUGGAUAGAUAUGUAGCCAUUUGUUAUCCCCUUCAGUAUCCUUCCAUAGUCACUGAAGCUUUUGUAAUCAAAGCCACACUAUCCAUGCUUCUCAGGAAUGGACUGCUAACCAUCCCAGUGCCUAUACUAGCUGCACAGAGACAAUACUGUUCCAGGAAUGAAAUUGAUCACUGCUUGUGCUCUAACUUGGGGGUCACUAGUCUGGCCUGUGAUGAUAUCACUGUUAACAGGUUCUACCAGUUAGCUUUGGCCUGGCUUAUGGUUGGAAGUGACAUGAUUCUGGUCUUUACUUCUUAUGCUUUGAUUAUUCGCACAGUGCUGAGGCUGAAUUCCACUGAAGCAAUAUCUAAGGCCCUCAGUACCUGCAGCUCCCACCUCAUCCUCAUUCUGUUCUAUUACACAGCUAUUAUUUUAGUAUCUGUCACUCACCUAGCAAAAAGAAAGGUUCCCCUCAUCCCUGUUCUCCUCAAUGUGCUGCAUAUUGUCAUUCCCCCAUCUCUCAACCCCAUGGUAUAUGCCCUUAGGACACAGGAGCUGAGGGUUGGCUUCCAGAGAGUGCUGGGCUUGAGUGAGUUUGUGUCUAGGAAGUAAAACUCACUAUAGAUGACAGAACACCAAAUGCAGUAUUGCAGAAAAAGAAAGCAUAGACUUUGAGCCCAAAAUACAGGGUUAAAAAUUCCAUUUCUCCCAAUUUCCAGGGGUAUUGACUCAAACUCAUCUACUUUGUAUAGUACAAUGCAUGUACAAAGUACUGCUGGAAGCUUUUUGCAAUGUUAAUUCUCACUUCCUGUGACAUCCUCUGGUGCAAGUAUAGUUCUUUGUAAGUUCUGCAGAUGUGAAUAAUGAAUAGAGAAACUUUACCAAGGUUAACUAGAAAGUUAACAACAUGAGAUUUGAACCUAGAUAGUCUCCAGAGUCUCUGCUCUUAACCCUUUCUCUCC